Ogataea philodendri is the source of this 489-nucleotide messenger RNA. RefSeq lists its product as uncharacterized. Gene Ontology annotation, molecular function: catalytic activity. The record is from RefSeq and is a predicted model, not a curated record. NCBI's taxonomy places the organism in Eukaryota, Fungi, Ascomycota, Pichiomycetes, Pichiales, Pichiaceae. The transcript has a single exon. Bases 1 to 489 code for a protein of 162 amino acids.
AUGGAGACCGAAAGCUCGGGACUAACGAAACAGUCAAUUGUGAAGUACCUGGAAGAGAGUGUGAAGGUUGCUCAUGAGGCGAAACUGAAUGGCAAGCAUCCGUUUGGGUGUGUCUUAAUAGGCCCUAAUGAUGAAAUUCUGCUCAGGCAAGGGAACAUAGAUACGUUCAAUCACGCGGAAUCAACCUUGUGCAGAGAGGCGGCUGCCAAAUUUUCCUCAGACUUCUUGUGGGGUUGCACAUUGGUUACAAACUUCGAGCCGUGCUGCAUGUGUGCAGGUUCAGUUUAUUGGGCCAACAUAGGGCGGAUUCUGUAUGGGGCAUCCGAAGAAGUUUUAUUGGGGCUCACGGGGUCUGCCGAGGAGAACAUGACGAUGUCAUUAGACUGCAGGACGGUUGUAGGAUCGGGACAAAAGGCAAUUGAGGUGAUUGGCCCAGUCCCCGAGAUGGAACAAGCGAUAUUGAGCGAUCAUCGAGGAUUCUGGGACUGA